Messenger RNA from Orycteropus afer afer, 816 nucleotides. Lineage: Eukaryota; Metazoa; Chordata; Mammalia; Tubulidentata; Orycteropodidae. The record is from RefSeq and is a predicted model, not a curated record.
AUGGCUCCACUAGAAGAUGGGAAAUGUAAUACUUGGCAAUGUCAAUCAUCCAUCAGUGAACUAUCUCCAAAUGAUUUUCCAUAUCCUAAUACUAGAUAUUUACCCAGACUAGUACAGAUGGAAGAAGUUUUUAAUUACGUUCAAAAUAGUUCAUCCAUUCCUGGACACAGUGCAGAGGAAAAGCAAUCUGUGUGGAAGAAAGAAAUGGAUCAUAUCGAGAAACAUUCUAAUGGAGUUCCCCAAGAAGGUGGAAUAAGUAGACAAGACAAAGACCCUCAGCAACAGAACAAUGAGAAACCAAUUGAAACUGAAACAGAAGACAAUCCAGGAAUCAUGAGUUUUGAAGCUGGUGUAAAGCAAACACUGUGUGUGCUACCGCUUAGGAUGUGGACAGCUGUUACAGCCCUGUUGAGCCCCCUUUAGGCUACAGCUGUUACUGUCAGAUACACUUCCAAGAAGACAGGUGGCAGCUCCAAAAACUUUGAUGGAAAGUCAUCCAGCAGGUGCUAUGGCAUCAAGAAAGUGGAAGGUCACUAUGUUCAUGCUGGCAGCAUCCUAGGACCUCAUUGCCAGUUCUGCUGGCACCCAGGAGCCCAUGUGGGGCUGGGGAAGAAGAAGUGCCUGUAUGUCUUGGAAGAGGGAAUAGUCCACUACACUAAGGAGGUCUACAUGCCCAAUCCCAGCAAUACAGCAGCUAUGGACCUGAUCACCAGGCUACCCAAGGGUACUGUGCUCUACAAGGCUUUUGUUCAUGUGGUUUCCACCAAGCCUGAGAGCACUUUCAAACUGGUAGCUAUGCUUUUAACUCUUAGUUGA